AUGGAGAUCCAUGGAGAACUCUCAACUAUUCCACUUAUUUGGGCUAUCGCAGCUUUGGAGAUGUCUCAGCUAUUUCAGCUAUUUGGGCUACCGCAGCCUUCAGCUAUUUGGGCUACCGCAGCCAUGGAGAGGUCUCAACUAUUCCAACCAUUUGGGCUAUCACAGCCACAAGGAUAUCUCAGCUAUCGCAGCCAUGGAGAACUCUCAACUAUUCCACCUAUUUGGGCUAUCGCAGCUUUGGAGAUGUCUCAGCUAUUUCAGCUAUUUGGGCUACCGCAGCCUUCAGCUAUUUGGGCUACCGCAGCCAUGGAGAGGUCUCAACUAUUCCAGCUAUUUGGGCUACCGCAGCCAUGCGGAUAUUUUAGCUAUUCCAGCCAUUUGGGCUAUCGCAGCCACAGGGAUAUCUCAGCUAUCGCAGCCAGGGAGAUGUCUCAACUAUUCCAACUAUUUGGGCUACCGCAGCCGUGGAGAUGUUUCAGCUACUCCAACCAUUUGGGCUAUUGCAGCCACAGGGAUAUCACAGCUAUCGCAGCCAUGGAGAUGUCUCAGUUAUUUCAGCUGUUUAGGCUACCGCAGCCAUGGGGAUAUUUCAGCUAUCCCAGCUAUUUGGGCUACCGCAGCCAUAAAGAUGUCUUAGCUAUUCCAGCCAUUUGGGCUAUCGCAGCCCUGGGGAUGUCUCGGUCACUCCAGCUAUCGGGGCUACCGCAGCCAUGGAGAUAUCUCAGUUAUUUCAGCUAUUUGGGCUAUCGCAGCCCUGAGGACAUCUCGGUCACUCCAGCUAUCGGGGCUACCGCAGCCAUGGAGAUGUCUCAAUUAUUUCAGCUAUUUGGGCUACCGCAGCCAUGGGGAUAUCUCAGUCCAACUAUCACAGUCAUAUUCCAGGCUACCGCAGCCAUUGGGAUACCCAAGCUAUUCCAGCCAUUUGGGCUAUUGCAUCGGGCGAUGACGCAUGCGCGUCAAAGCCUUACAUCAGGUGGGAAGCCCCACCUGAUGCCAGCCAUUGGUACAUCAGGUGGGAAGCCCCACCUGAUGUCAGUCAUUGGUAGCCAUUGGUACAUCAGGUGGGAAGCCCCACCUGAUGUCAGUCAUUGGUAG
This is a messenger RNA of Letharia columbiana, 1095 nucleotides long. RefSeq lists its product as uncharacterized. Bases 1 to 1095 code for a protein of 364 amino acids. The transcript is spliced from 2 exons. Lineage: Eukaryota; Fungi; Ascomycota; Lecanoromycetes; Lecanorales; Parmeliaceae. The record is from RefSeq and is a predicted model, not a curated record.